Molecule: messenger RNA, 1563 nt
Organism: Bipolaris oryzae ATCC 44560
Lineage: Eukaryota; Fungi; Ascomycota; Dothideomycetes; Pleosporales; Pleosporaceae
Exons: 4
Coding region: 1-1563 (520 amino acids)
Source: RefSeq, a predicted model, not a curated record
AUGAAGACCUCUGUUCCCCUUCUCACAAUUCUUUCCGCCUCCUUUGUGGCAGCGGUCCCAGCACCUUUCGCAGGCAAUGGACAAGCAAUCGCUGCUCGCACCCAGGACACGGCCAUUGCCAACCUGCACUUGGGCCGUCGCGAAGCAGAGGUUGUGCACAAGUUUGGCGAAAAGGCCCUGAAGCUCCGCGGUGUGCUCUUGGCAGCACGUGGUAGUAUGGCUAAGGAUAAUGCUAAUGCAGAAGAUGCUGCUGCUGCAGAUGGUAACGCUAAAGACCAGGCAGCCCAGGAUGCUGCUGAUGCUGCUGCUGCUGCUGCGGAAGAGGAACAAGCCCAGGGAAAUGGCAAGGAAAAUGGCAAGAAUAACGCCAAAGAUCAAGCCGCCCAGGAAGACGCUGCAGCCCAAGAUAAACAAGUAGCAGAGGAUGCUCAGGCACAGCAAGAUGCCGCUGCUGCCGAGCAGAAGGCAGCAGAGGAGCAAGCUGCAGCCGAUCACAAAGCUGUAGCAGAGCAAAAGGCUGCAGAGGAGCAGGCAGCGGCUGAUCACAAGGCAGCGGCCGACCAAAAGGCUGCAGCCGAGCAAGCUGCUGCUGACCAAAAGGCAGCUGCUGAUCAUGCCGUAGCAGCGCAACCAAACAAUGCCACUAUGGGAGCCGAUCAUCAAGCUGCUGCUGACCAAGCUGCUGCUGACCAGAAAGCUGCUGCUGAACAGGCUGCUGCCGACCAAGCUGCUGCCGACCACAAGGCUGCCGCCGACCAAGCUGCUGCCGACCAAGCUGCUGCUGAUCACAAGGCUGCUGCUGACCAGCAGGCUGCCGCCGAUCAAGCUGCCGCCGACCAGGGAGCCGCUCAAAAGGAGAAGCAGAAUGGUGCUGCUGCCGACCAAGCCGCCGCCGACCAAGCUGCUGCCGACCAAGCUGCUGCUGAACAGCAGAACAGCUGCAACAUCGCGCCUGACCAGGCUGCCCAAGAUGCUGCUAACCAGCAAGCGGAGUUGGCCAAGGGCAUGCAAGACGCUGCUGCCGGUGGAGCUGCUCAAGCAGGAAAUGCUACAGCUGGCGUUGGCGGUAACAACGGCAAGGGAAAAGGCAAGGGUAAGGGUCAUGGUAAGGGCCAAGGCAAGGGAAAUGGCAAGAACAAUGGCAAGGGCAAUGGUGCCAACGCUGACGCUGGAGCUGGAGCCGGUGUAGGAGCCGGUGCUGCUGCUGAUGCACAAGCUGGAGCUGGAGCCGAUGCUGCUAUGGGUGCCGACGCUCAAGCUGGAAAGGGCAAGGGUAAAGGAAAGGGAGCUGCCGCUGACCAAGCUGCUGCCGAUCAAGCUGCUGCCGACCAAGCUGCUGCUGACGCUGGAGCUGCUGCCGACGCUCAAGCUGGAAAGGGCAAGGGUAAAGGAAAGGGAGCUGCCGCCAACCAAGCUGCCGCCGACCAAGCUGCUGCUGAUCAAGCUGCUGCCGACGCUGGAGCUGGAGCUGCCGCCGACGCUGAGGCUGCUGCUGGAGCCCAACAGCACAAGGCUUCAGGCAUGAGGCGCAACGCGAGGAGGACCAUUGCCUUCCGUGCCUAA